GUUUACUUUGAAGAUUUCAGAUGUGCAUUGUUGCAAUUUCUUCAGAUCUUUGAUUCUCAGUACUUUCACUGCCCCAUUAAACUGCAUGUUAAAGGACCUGAUGUGUCUCCUAAAGCCACACCAAAGUUUGUGAUUGGCAACAAAAGCUAUGGUCGGAGAUCUUUGCCAUUUAAAUGCAGCACAGACCUAAGCCAACACCAAGCAGGCAGAAUGUCUACAGAAGACAAAGUUUUCUAUUUCAACAAUCUUCUCAUUUCCUCUGAGGUUUAGAUCCCCACACAUGGACAAAAGCUGCUACAUAAAAACUAGUUUGGCUAAACUUAACCCCACGUUGUACAGUUGCGUGAGGCUGGGCAAGUUUAGAUCCCCACACAUGGACACAAGCUGCUAGACAAAAACUAGCUUGGCUAAACUUAACCGCACGUUAUACAGUUGUGUGAGGCUGAGCAAGUUUAGAACCCCACACUUGGACAUGAGCAGCUAAACCCAAACUAGCAUGGCUAAAUGUUUCCCCAGGCUGUACUGCUGGGUGAGGCUGGCCAUGAGACGGCCUCGCCUCUUCUACACCCUGGUACUGGUUGUCAUUGUCGUCUACUUUGUCUUCAUAGCCUACAUGGCCUGCAGCAAAGCCCCUUUUUUGGACAGUUCACGCAUGCUGGCCCCUUACAUUCUGGACUUCAAUGGCCAGUGUAUCUAUGAAUUUGAUUAUCUGAAUUAUAAAAAUAUUUCCCAUAGAGUUCGCUCCACCUGCAAGGAGAAGACAAAUUUCGUUUUCAUCAAGGGCAUGAAAUGUGCCACGUCAACUUUGCUGGGAGUUUUCUACAGGUUUGGCUAUCUCCGCAACCUGUCCUUUGUUUCACCACUGGAUAACAAAAUGUACUUAAACUGGCCAUUCCCCAUGACCAGGCUGGACUUCCGACCUUCUAGCAGGGGCUACAACAUCCUCACCGACCAUGCCAUUUUCACUGAGACUGUCAUGGACGCCAUCAUGCCCAAAGAUACAGUGUACAUCAGCAUCAUUAGAGAGCCUCUAGCACAGCUGAAAUCCAUCUUCCAGUACUUUAAAGUGGCCAAGAUUGCAGGUGUGCCAGAGGACUCAUCCAACCCAAUAGCCGAGUACUUCUCACAUCUGGAGCUCUACGAGAAGUCUUACACCAGCCACAGUGCCAAGUACAGGUGGUGUGUGCCUGAUGGCUUCUCCAUGACAAAAAAUCUCAUGGCAUAUUGUCAUGGGAUGCCCUUGGGAUUCCCUGCUGGAACUAAGGAUAUUUCCCAAGAUGAAGCAGCCAUUGAUCAGUUUAUCCAACACUUGGAUCAGAAGUUCAGUUUAAUCAUGAUUGUUGAGUAUUUCUAUGAAUCUCUUAUUCUCCUGCGGAGGCUGAUGUGCUGGCAGUUUAAAGAUAUAAUAUUUAUCUCAGCCAACAUUGCCAACUAUGAUUUUAACCCAAAGCAAGAGAACGAAACAGUUCAAGCUAUCCAUAGGAAUUGGAGUCAUAUAGACUACAAGCUUUAUAACUAUUUCAAUAAAACUUUGUGGAAGCAUAUUGGCACCCAGAGCUCAGAGUUUUUCUUGGAGGUUGAAGAUUUUAAACUGGUGGAGUCUCAGGUCCAGACCUACUGCCAACAGGUGUAUACACUUGGUAAAAAUAUCAUGUUGCCUGCUAGUAUGUCCCAGUUCAAAAUAGCACCAUCUAAUUGGACGGAUCAGUUUUCUGUGUAUCCAAGUGACUGCUGGAUGCUUGGGCCUAAUCCGUAUGAGCUUUUGCAUCAGGUGCAGAAGGAGCAUGAUGCUAGGGAAGUCACCUUGCUGGCAGAGUUUAAGAAGAUUCCAGAUAACAGGACAGCUGAUAUGAAAGGGACAUGUUGAACAGUCGACUGGACUUGUUGUUAAGUUGACUGGACUUGUUGAUCA
This is a messenger RNA of Physella acuta, 1912 nucleotides long. RefSeq names its product galactose-3-O-sulfotransferase 2. The record is from RefSeq and is a predicted model, not a curated record. NCBI's taxonomy places the organism in Eukaryota, Metazoa, Mollusca, Gastropoda, Physidae. Gene Ontology annotation, biological process: glycolipid biosynthetic process. Gene Ontology annotation, cellular component: membrane. Gene Ontology annotation, molecular function: galactosylceramide sulfotransferase activity.